UAGGUAACAAAUACGUCAAGUUAUUAUCACGUUUGGUAGAAAAAAAAAAUGUGCCAAACCGCGUGAGUGAACGUGAUCACUUUUUUAUUUUUUUUUAUUUUUUACAAUUGACAUAGAUACUCUGGGUUUAUCUGAGUGGAUGUAUCUCGUCAAGGCUCCGGUAUUUCCACGACACUCUCCUUCCACACUGAGUCCAAACCUACAGUCACUGGGUCCUGAUUGUGACAGUGGAGCCCAGUUUGCUCUGCAGGAUCCAGAGAUGGCAUCAGUGAAGCUGGAAGACUGCAGUCAAACAGUGGAACUGAAUGCCAACAUUAAAGAUGAAGAAGUGGAGGAGAAGAUUGGGACAUCUGUUUCUCAUGGACUAGAAUUAAGUCUGAGGCCAGUAACAUCAACAGUAAUGACAAACCCAGCCUGCCUCUCUCCUUCCACACUGAGUCCAAACCCACGGUCACUGGGUCCUGAUUGUGACAGUGGAGCCCAGUUUGCACUGCAGGAUCCAGAGAUGGCAUCAGUGAAGGUGGAAGACUGCAGUCAAACACUGGAGCUGAAUGUCAACAUUAAAGAUGAAGAAGAGGAGGAGAAGAUUGGGAAAUCUGUUAAUCAUGGAGACCAUGUUGAGACAUUCUCUAUAUCCAGAGAGCAUCAACAGGAAGAUCACAUAGCAAAGAGGUCUCACCACUGCACACAUUGUGAGGAGAUUUUCCCAUUUCUAUCUAAGCUAAAAAUACACCUAAAAAUACACACAGGAGAAAAGCUUUACUCCUGCUCUGAAUGUGGAAAAUGCUUGAAAACAUCAACUAAACUAAAAGUUCAUCAGAGAACACACACAGGAGAGAAGCCUUACUCCUGCUCUGAAUGUGGAAAAUGCUUCAAAACGUCAACUGCGCUAAAAGUUCAUCAGAGAACACACACAGGAGAGAAGCCUUACUCCUGCUCUGAAUGUGGGACGAGUUUCUCAAAUUGGUACACCUUAAAACGACAUGAACGUAUACACACAGGACAUGAACGUAUACACACAAGAAAGAAGCCUUACUCCUGCACUGAAUGUGGGGCGAGUUUCUCUGAACUGGGUACCUUAAAACGACAUGAACGUAUACACACAGGAGAGAAGCCUUACUCCUGCUCUGAAUGUGGGGCGAGUUUCUCUCAACUGAGUACCUUAAAACGACAUGAACGUAUACACACGGGAGAGAAGCCUUACUCCUGCUAUGACUGUGGGGCGAGUUUCUCUCGUCCGGACACCUUAAAACAACAUGAUUGUAUACACACAGGAGAGAAGCCUUACUUCUGCUCUGACUGUGUAAAAUGCUUCAAAACAUCAACUGACCUAAAAGUUCACCAGAGAACACACACAGGAGAGAAGCCUUACUCCUGCUCUGACUGUGGAAAGAGUUUCUCUCAACUGGGUACCUUCAAACAACAUGAACGUAUACACACAGGAGAGAAGCCUUACUCCUGCUCUGACUGUGUAAAAUGCUUCAAAACAUCAACUGACCUAAAAGUUCACCAGAGAACACACACAGGAGAGAAGCCUUACUCCUGCUCUGACUGUGGAAAGAGUUUCUCUCUACUGGGCAACUUCAAACAACAUGAACGUAUACACACAGGAGAGAAGCCUUACUCCUGCUCUGACUGUGGAAAGAGUUUCUCUCUACUGUGCAACUUCAAACAACAUGAACGUAUACACACAGGAGAGAAGCCUUACUCCUGCUCUGACUGUGGAAAGAGUUUCUCUCACCUGGGCACCUUAAAACAACAUGAACGUAUACACAAAGUAGAGAAGCCUUACUCCUGCUCUGACUUUGAAAAGAGUUUCUCUCAGGAGUAAGAGAAGCCUUACUCCUUUUCUGACUGUGGGGCAAGUUUCUCUCGUCCGGACACCUUAAAAUGACCUGAACAUACACACACUGGAGAGAAGCCUUACUCCUGCUCCGACUGUGGAAAGUGUUUCUCUUGAAUGUGCCAUUUAAAAAGACACCAAAGGAAACACGAGAGGAGCCUUACCACUGAUCUGACUGUAGGAAAUGUUAAAACACCAGCUGAGCUUUAAGGUCAUUCGAGAAAAGACAAAGGAGAGAAGCCUUAUUUCCGCUCUCAAUGUGGCAAGAGUUUUUCCCAAUUGGGCAAUGUAAAAACACACCAACGGAUACACACUUCAGAGAAGCCUUAUCACUGCACUGACUGUGGGAAGAGGUUCUACAGAUUGGGUCAUUUAAAAAGACACAAAUGUAUACAUAAAGGACAGGCCUCAUCAGUUCUCUCAGACCAGCUAAGAUUAGACACUCCACUUAAUUCUCAUGUCAUUAAAUAAUUGGCAACGUUGAAUUUGAUCAAAUGAAGAAAGUGUAGAACACUAUUGUAAUCCUAUAGUUUCUCACUGUGAGAGAACAAUGCAGAGGAAAGGGAGCAUUAUAUAAUGUUAGUCUCUCUUUACUGAUCAGUGUGCACCUUGUCAGUUUUGGUGUGAGAGAGAAUAAAGUAGACGGCACACGUCAAACGUUUGAUUUAUGACCCUAUGUCCGGAUGACAUGUGCAUGCCCAUAUUUGGGCAUCCGGUAAGGACAUCCUGGCGGGAAGUGAUUGCGUGGUUAUGCCCAUAUAUGUUCAUCCUGUUCCUGUUCUCACGCCUUGGAGUGAGUGCGACAAUAUGUAUAUAAUGCCUUUGAAGUUGUCAUGAUGAUUGAUGUCUAGUGACCUCUUUGAACUGGGGGGGAUGACCAUUUCAAAGAGUUUGACCCCCCCACCUCCUGUUUUAUUGACCUUAGGGUUGUUGUCUAUGAAACACGAAUGUCCUGGGGUAUUGGGGUUGGCAGACGCCUUAUAAAUAAAGCCCAGAACAAGACAUGCGUCCUCAGAACACUAAACAAGAUUUUUUAAAUCAGCAUGGAUUUUGUGAUCAGUGGCAAAGCUGUGAUGACUGUAACAACGGAAGCAGGACCUCGGUUGAAACAUCGAGAAAGGGCCAAGAAUCAAGCCACAAUAUACGAUGCGCCAAAAAAAGCGGUUUCUAAGUGUGUAUAGAACCCAAAUACCGCCCGCAACUACGCUGAAAGAUCAAGUGCUGAUGUCUAAUGGACAUCAAUCGGGGUAUCGGUUUGAUUACCUGGCCUGUAGAGUGAACCUCUAUACGGUAGCCGAAGGAGAAGAAUAUACAGACCAGACUGGAGUGGACUAUGGGCUUGAAGACUGGACGGUUUUUCGCAAGGUUGUGUGUCCCGAACUGAGCCUUAUCACCAAGGGGGUAUAGCUUGUUCAAGGUGCCCCUGACUCCUCAGGAAGAAUAAUUCACAGGGUGAAAAUACAAAGAAAGAAUGGACUUCCAUGUGGCUACGUGGAGUUCUAUUUCGGCAACGAGGAAACCCGCAACCAAAACAUUUGUGAUGGAGGGGAUUUUAGGUUGCUCAUGCUUAUUCCUUUUCAAAUUUGGGAUCUAAUGGAAUUGAAAAUGUUCCAGCUGUUGGACGCUCUCUUUGUACAGAGCCAACAGCGGCAGAGCAUUGUUCAUGUAAAGAAGUGCAUAAUAUAUACGAAUCCUGAGGAUUAUGAUUCAAAGGAGCCACAAGAAGGUACAUCCUCAGAAGGGACAGCCUCCGAAGAAAACUAAGUACGCGGUUGCGUUAACCACGCCCUGAUACCCAAAGGACUGGUUCAACAAUAAAAGGAGUGCCCUUAAAGCCUCCAGUUCUUCAUUUCAUCAUACACCAUGGAUAUUCAUACAACAUACCAGGACUCCGAUACGACAUGGGGGCUAGACUCUAAGGACUCUAUGCCUCGCAGCCCGGCUUUCUACUCCUCCCUGGCGAGACCCACGACACCCCCUACAUGUACACAGCCUGAGGACGUGUUUGAUGGGGUAGUCAGUACUAUUUUUGUGGACACCAUCAAGUCCUCUGUAGCCACACUUCUAGACGUGGUGAUUGGAGAAUAUAUAAGAGAAAUGCAUCGGUUGUGAGAUCAAUCACCCCAGCAAGCGCCGUAUAUGACCCGCCAAGAUACUACUUCUUCAACCAAUUUGAGGAGCUGGUGAAAAGACUGUGGUCCUGCAGGUUUAUACCAUCGCUGGUCAGAGCCCUGGAGUCUAUGGGUCUUGUGCCGUCUAUCCCCAGAGUUUACUUGGUAACCACGGCAUUCCUACAUGAACUGAAGGAGGCAAUCUACAUCCACGAUAAACUCAAAGAAAUCCGACACACCCUGUUGGACGACAAUAAAUACCGGGAAGUUGUGGUGGCUGAUGUGAUGACUUUCUGGCUCAAUAAACCCCAAGAGACCGAGUGACAUGUUGUUAUUUAGAUGUAAUGCAAUGGGCAACUAUGUGUAUACGAUGUUAGAGAUAAUAAAUAAAUGUCUUAUUUUGAGAGAACUUACAAAUGUUAUGCAUCAGAUUAUUGAAAAUAAAGUGAACGAUGUAUCGUUCUACACAACACACAAUGCCUGGGUUAAUGUAGAGCGUGUGCUGAAAAUGGAACAAAUCAUGAAUCAUGUUGUGGAUGAUUCUGAAGAACUAGAAACAACUUUGUCUAAGAUUUUACUUGUUUGAAACACCAUUUAAUUGUAACGUGUAUCAUAUUUGUUGUUUAUAUGCUUAUAUAUCUGACAUGUGUGUUUUCAAAGUUCAGCGACACAAGUCUGUAACUCAAAACCAAAUAUACAGGGUGUUGCAUGCUGUGAUCGUUGAGAAAACUGGGACUGAAUAUACAGACAAUCCUGAAUUGUCUGUAUACGUAAUACUUGAUGCAUGAAUAAAAUAAGAAUUCUAUAAUGAAAAUGAAA
This is a messenger RNA of Oncorhynchus mykiss (rainbow trout), 4773 nucleotides long. The record is from RefSeq and is a predicted model, not a curated record. NCBI's taxonomy places the organism in Eukaryota, Metazoa, Chordata, Actinopteri, Salmoniformes, Salmonidae.